CUCUCGCACUCUCUCACAGAUCACCAGGACGAGGACAUCAACUGGAUACUUAACGCCUGCUUCUGUGGUAAAACUUUCCAUCGUCCACGCAGAACUCAAGGAAUUGUUCAAGGGUUUUGUUUUCUCCUUAAACAGCCGGUUUUCCAUCUUCUGGAGGAAUUUCCAGGUAUGUUCAUGUUGGAAGCACUCUGACAGACCUCCAGUCAUGGGGCUUUUUUUGUGCAAUAAAUCCCGCUGCAGACUGGCUGCAGUGUGGUUUCACCUGUUCUUCUCAUCACUCCUACUGCAUACGAUUGUAUUUGUCCAUGGUGCCCCAUCUUGCCCACGGAGCUGUAGCUGCCCAGGCACUAAAGAGGUCCACUGUACGUUCAGACACUUCACCACUAUUCCGAAGGCUUUCCCCAAAGCCACUGAGAGGCUCAACCUGGGUUACAACAGCCUGACAGAGGUGGAGGGGUCAGAAUUUAGGUCCCUGCGGCAACUGGAAAUGCUCAUGUUGCAUGGAAACGACAUUAGCAGAGUCCACCCUGGGGCCUUCUACACCCUGAGGUCACUGCAGAUCCUGAAGCUGAGUUACAACAAACUCACAUCGGUGAAUUCUGGUCUCUUCGAGGGAUUGGUCAGUCUGAUCCGCCUCCAUCUGGAUCACAACCUUAUAGACUUUAUAGAGCCAUAUUGCUUCUCUGGUCUGAUCUCUCUUAAACUUCUACAAUUGGAGGGGAACUUGCUGAAACAGAUCCAUCCUCACACCUUCAUAACUGUCUCAGUACUAGGAAGCUUUUGGACUUCAGGACUCAAACACUUACACCUAUCAGACAACCUGCUGGAGGAGCUCCCCCCUGCAGCACUGAAAACAGCUCCCAAGCUGGAGCUCCUCACUAUCCAUGGAAAUCCUUGGAACUGUGACUGUCAGCUUCAGUGGUUGGUGGAAUGGAGUGCCGCUCAUGAAGGAGUAGUAAAAUGUAAGAAAGAGCGAGGCUCCGCUGAGACAUGCCCUCAGUGCUCAUUUCCUCAAUUUCUGAACGGAACCCAGCUGCUGGAGUUGACUACAGGGAAGCUCAUCUGUGAACGGCCAGUUCUUCGCUCCCCCCUCAAACAAUGGGACAAUCCGCUUUGGGCAGAGUCUGAAGCCGAGCCUGACCUUCCAUACACCCGGGACUUAGAAAAACCUUUGGGUCAACUGACCAUCGUUCUCUCAGACAGUCAUGGAAACCGUGCUUUUGUGUUAUGUGAUGUACGCCAUCCGGGCGAUAGCUCAUCCAUGACUUGGACUUUAAAUCCACAGUCACCCAUAGAGCUAUCUGUAAAUGUAUCACUGGUGACCAUCCUGGAGUGCGAGAUUGAUCGAGAAACAUUGCAAAAUUUAUGGCAACUGGUUGCCUAUUACUAUGAAAGCCCAGCAAUUUUGGAGAGAGGUCAACAGAGGGUUAAUACAAGCAGAGUUACGUAUCAGUAUUCUCAGGCUGUCAAUGAGAACUCGCCCUAUUUCACAGAAUUGAAAGGAUAUUUAGAAGCAGAACCAGCAUGGUUGCUUCAACCUAGAGUCACACUGAAGCUGAACAGGCUGCAGACAACAACGAGGAAACUUGUCAUGGAUUUCACCACUUUAAUCACAAAAAACAUCAACAGCCAUGGGAGGCAAGAGGAUGACAAUGACGUUACUUCUUCAUGGGCUUUAAUCCAUAGAAGGACAACUGGGAGAGUUCAAGCUGUUCUUGAGGGUUCAAAGGUCCAUUUAGAGUGCAGUGUUGUUACUUCUGACCCUGAGGCAAAAGUAGAAUGGAUGCUUCCUGAUUUAUCCACUGCAGAGGAAGCGACGGAUAAGGUAGAAAUAUCUGAAAGAGGCCAACUUGUAAUUUUAAAUGCCACGCUCUCUGACUCAGGCCUGUACCACUGUGUAGUCCGAAGCAAACCUGGUGUGGAUUUGAUGCCACUUAGACUUACAGUCAAAGAGCGCUUACUAGGUCCAACAGCUUUUAAUGGUCAGAAAAUUAUAAUUGAAAAGGGGAACUCUCUCGCUCUUCCUUGUGAGGUGACUUCAACUCAGCCCAGUCAAACCUUGUGGUACCUGCCCAAAAACCAAGCUCUCCUGCCGACGCAACAGACGAGAAGGGCAGAAGUAAUGGAAAAUGGGACUUUGGUGGUUAGGAAGAUGACACAGGAGGAUGCAGGGGAAUAUAGCUGCUUGGCCUCCAAUUUGUAUGGAGUUGACAUGCUCUCUCACAUGGUAGAAGUCACAGGGGAAAUGGCUUCAGAGAAGACCAAAGUACAGACUGACAGAGAACCCCAUAUCUUGCCACUCGGUGUUGAUGAAGGGGAGGGUUCAGGGGGUAACUACCAAGAAAUUAUUCAGCCUUUUGCCACACAGCUCCCAGAGAAGGCUGGACGACAGCACAAGAGGCCCGAUGGGUUGUUUAAGAGAACUCGUUUGAAAAAUCUAAAGAGAAAGCCCAAUAAAUCUGUUAAGGAAUUAGAUCCAAAUCGCUGGGAAGAGAUAUUGGCUAAAACUAAAGCUAAGCCAAGUGUUCCUCUGCCUACUGAGCAGUCACGUGAAGAACCCAGUACAGUAACCAUCCAAGCUAGCACAGUCAAACCCACAACUACAAGACUGAGUACAACUGCAGAGACUUUAUUCUUCUUUACUACCCCUCCUUAUACUAAAAUCAAUUCAAGAUAUGAGAAAAUGGAGGAUAGCUACAAAGUUUCUGAAAUACAGCCAAAUCAGCUGCUGGUUUUACACCCUACUAUCCUUGGAAGUACAGUAUCAUCUGUACAGCAGAUCUCAGAAACAGUAGAAAGUAUUACACCUCCAUCCAAUCCCCUUGUCCAACAACCAGAAAGCAAACAUACUGACAAGGGAAGAAUACACAUUGUUCCUGGUUGGUCUAACAGGAGAAGGCCAUUUCAAAGACAUAGAAAACCCCAGAUGAGAAGACUCCAUCCACACAAAAACCCCUUCUACCAAACAUCUAACAAGCCUCAAAGAACUGUUCCUCAAAAGACAAUCACUACACCAGCAACAACAACCACCACAACCACUACUACAACUACUACUACCCCAGCCACUACUACAACAACCACCCCUGUUGAAGCUACAGCAGCAUACAAUGAACCCCUACUUGCUGAGUAUGAGAUAGAAGAAGACAAUGACAAAUACUAUGAGGAAUACGAUUACAAGAGUGGUGAAAGCUUUGAUGCUACGGAAGAUGCAAUCAGCAAUAUCUCUCCUAACACCCAUCUUCAUAGUAGCAUUACUCCCUCGCCACUGGACAGAGUAAGAAAUCCUCAAUUGACUGAGCAAGAAUUACCUAAUCCAAAGACCAUUCCAACUUCAAGGUUGGAGACUCAAAUUUUAUGGACAGCUGAAGAUCUUUUAAACCUUGAGAAAAGCCAGAUAGAGGAAGUAGGGGUGACAGAACGAACCAAAGACACUGUCAAUCACAUUAAAAGCAAUGAAAAAAGCCUUGCAAGGGUGAAUGAGAAAACGAAUAUGAACACAAUGGAGGAACAAGAAAAUUUUACAAAAGCAAACGUGAGACACAAGGAAAAAUCAAAAAUGGAGUUAGUUACUCAGAGCUACAAUUCACAAGAUAAAUUUCAUUUAACAUCCCAUAGCAGACAAAGAAUUAACACUCGACCUUCACCUGAUCAAAACCUACCUGCUCAUCCCAAGACAGCAAAACCAACUAAAAAGCCUGUAAACCACCACCUCCAAGUUAUGGAACCUCUUCACCCUUGGCUCCACCAGAACAAUCAGGAUAGAGUACAAACUACCAUUUCCAGAAGUCCAGGAAGCCAUGUUCAAGUAAAUCCCAGCAGGCAUUCCCAGCCUCCAAAAGUCUCUCCAACCUCCCGCUGGUCAGCACACCAUCAUCCUCAUCAAAACUACCCCAUAUACCCUUCCUGGGCAGGUCAAAGGCCAUUUUCUCACCCAAGGCAAGGGCUGAAACCCACCCAUCGACCGUGGCCUUUUCUUCACCCAUGGGGUCACAGCUCAUUCGUCACCAACCGACCAGAGAUAACAGCUGACACUGUAAAAUCCACUCCCACUGUCUCAGGAAGAGACAAUUCCAAAUUUCUACCACCCAAUAUCUAUUAUCAUAAUCAGCAAAAUCACCACACUGAUAGCAGAUCCCAAACAAGAGAUCGUCUCUUUCUAUCGAGGCUCAGAAACCGAUACAGACAGGCCCAGCUUGAUCGGAUCGCUCAGCUCAGAAGGAUAGCCACACCCGAACCUCGGACCAUAUACGAUCCGCCACCUCCAAUCACACCUAAAAAAGACUCUCUGUCCUCUUAUAGACCUUUAACGCUGAAACCACCAGCACCCACUGCUUUAUACAUUUACUCCUUGGAGCAUGUGAACCCUGCUAAACCUUCGUCAUCAUCAUUCUUUGUUUUUCCCUCAACCCCUCCCUCAAGCCUAACAACCUCUUCUGCUCUGUAUGGAGGAAGAAUCAUCUCCCAGAGUCCCACAUCUGCACCUCCUUUCCCAUGGCUGUUUGGAGUUAAUGGGAUGAAACCCCGUAUAACCACAAUUACAACAGCAAGUGUGUCAGUGCUGGCAGAGGAUGAUGUGUUGCUGCCAUGCAAAGCAGCCGGAAACCCUGAACCCAACAUCGCUUGGACCAAAGUCUCGACAGGUGCCACUAUCCCGGCCAACACCAAACAUGGCUCCCGUUUUGAAGUCCUUAGAAAUGGAACUUUUCUCAUUAAAAACGUACAGCUUCAGGAUCGAGGACAGUAUCUGUGCACUGCCCACAACCGAUUUGGGUCAGAUCGUACAGUAAUCACUCUAGCUGUCCAGACGGAGGCCCCCCACAUCCAGCUCCCCAAGACUGCAGAAAUAUCAAUCUACUUAGGAAAAACUGUGACAUUAGACUGCGUCGCAGAUGGAAAACCACCUGCCCAGAUUUCCUGGAUUCUCCCAGACAGGACGUUUGUCCGAGAAGCUGGAACUAUUCGCACCAUUCUUUCUCCAAUGUCUUUGCUUCAGAAUGGGACCCUCAGAAUUCACUCAGCCAAUUUCUCUAGCAAAGGAGAUUACAAAUGUAUUGCAAGCAAUGCAGCUGGUGCUGAUACAGUCACUUAUCAACUCCAUGUGUCAGCUUUGCCUCCUAGUAUAAGUGAAGCAGUACAGGAUACAGUAAUCGUUCAGCCAGACAGGAGUGUGUAUGUUCACUGCUCUGCAAGGGGCGAACCAGCGCCUGAUCUUAAAUGGAUGCUUCCAGCAGGCGUCCGUGUCAAAGCAUCACAGUUUCUGGGACGAAGGCUAUUUGUCUUCCCAAACGGGACGCUGUUUGUAAAGAAUGUUGUGCCAUCUGAUGGUGGGAGGUACGAGUGUUUGGCCACAAACGCAGUGGGUAUCGCCAAGCGAACAGUCCUGCUGGAGGUGAGAGAAGAUUCCUCCUCUGUAUUUCGUCAAGGCCCUCCUCGUCUUCCUAUUCCACCAACCCAGAGCCAUGGUUCUCCAUCCCGUCAACAUGUUGUGUCAGCUUUGUAUGGUUCUGCUGUCUACCUCCAUUGUCCAGAGUCCACUGAUUCCUCAAGAGGGACUUUCUGGCUGCUGCCCUCCAAGAUCAUCCUGGAGCAUCAGUACAGCCCAGAGAGACCAAUUAAAGUUUUUCGCAAUGGGACCCUGAGGAUACUUCAGCUAACAGAGCUGGAUGGUGGAAACUAUCAGUGCAUCUUUCAGCGGCCAAAUGGGGAAGUAAUGGAGCUCUUCCAGGUAGACGUUUUGAUGACUCCCCCUCGAAUAGAACAUGUAAAGUCUGCACAGACCAGAGUGACCUUUGGAGACAAUUUCCAGGUGGACUGUGUUGCAACUGGCCUACCUAACCCAGAGGUUUCGUGGAGUCUUCCAGAUGGAACUUUAGUUAACAAUGCCCUUCAAUCUGAUGACAGUGGCCUUCGCAAUCGACGUUAUGUGAUGUACGGGAAUGGAACUUUACUUCUUCAGCAGAUGGGCAAAAAAGAUGAAGGCAACUACACUUGCCAUGCUACGAACAAACUGGGCAAAGAUGAAAGAAAACUCAUUGUCAAAGUGGGACCAAAUGGUCCACACAUUGGAUUAAAAUCGCAAUCACUUGUGAAAGUGAAACUGGGAGAAUCAGCUAAACUUAGCUGUCAGGCAACAGGUGAUCCUAAACCAAGAAUCACAUGGAUCUCACCACAAACGGAUGUAAUACCACUAUUGUCAGACAAAUACAGAGUUACAGAUGAUGGAACAUUAAUUUUGAAUAAAGUAACACUGGCCGAUGAAGGAAAGUAUGUCUGUGUGGCACAGAGUUCUGCUGGUGAUGAUAUUAGAAACAUGAUAGUUGAAGCUGAACUCCAGGAACCUUUCAUCAACAGUAAGAGAGGGAAGACUACUACAAAGUUGUUGGCUGUUUCCUACCAAACAGCACUUCUGGAUUGCAGAGUGGAGGGAAAACCUGAGCCAAAGGUCUGGUGGCUUACUCCCUAUGGCCAUUUACUAACAACACCCUACCUUGGAGGUCGUUUCCAAGUCCACCAAAAUGGAAGCCUAGAACUGAGAGGGGUAAGGAAGACGGAUGCAGGCAGGUACAAGUGUUUUGCUCAGAAUCACCUAGGUGAAGCCUCCCUUUCAGUUGAAUUAGAAGUGGUGCCACUAGCUGAGAAACCCAGCUUUGCUAGUCCUAAUAUUGAGAUCUUACCAAUUAAGCAAGAUGGUGGUGAACUGAUUCUGGAGUGCCCUGCUCGUGGCACUCCAAUCCCAGAGAUUUCUUGGGUGCUACCUAAUGGGACAAUGUUAUCAUCUGGAAGGAGACUUCAGCGCUUUACCCACCAUUUUGGAAAUGGCACUCUACGGAUCACUCAGCCAAUGCCAACUGAUAAAGGAAUUUACAGAUGCCUUGCGAGAAAUGUUGCAGGACAAGCGGAGAAACGUUAUUCCCUGGAGGCUGGCUGGAAACCUAUGAUCAGAGGAACCACAGGUGGAAUGAAGAUCACUUAUGGCCUCAGUCUGAACCUACCUUGCACUGUUGAUAGCUGGCCACAGGCACUGAUUACAUGGACCCUACCCAAUGGUGUGGUUUUGGACAAACCUCAGACCAUUGGCCGAAUGUCUUUCCUCACCAAUGGAACCCUACAUGUCAGGCAAAUUGCCCCUUUUGAUAAGGGAACAUAUAUCUGCAGAGCCUCAAACUCUUUUGGGUCAUCAACACUAUCUUACCCCGUCAUUGUGAUGGUUUUCCCUCCCCGGAUCACAAGCACAAUGGCCUCCAUCACAAGAGUCAUUCGAGGAACCCCAGUGAUGCUACGGUGUGCUGCGACAGGUAUUCCAAAGCCAGAUAUUUCAUGGACAUUACCUGGGCGCACCACACUCUUACCUCACAACUGGUAUACAGUACAGGGAGGAAUUCAUAUGACAGACGGGGGUAGUCUGGUCAUACAAAAUCCUGUGCUGACAAACUCUGGAAUUUACAAAUGCAAUGCUAAAAAUGCUCUUGGAACAGAUUUUAAAUCAACAUACCUGCAAGUCAUUUGAGGGAGAAAGAUAAUCUCAUAGCAUACUAUGACUGUGUGAGACUGACUAACCAUGAUAAAGAUGCUCUGCUGGCAGAUGUAAAACAGCUUGACAUGUAGCUUAAAGCCUGAGAUACCAUCAGUAACAUUUUAUUGUAACUGCAGUAUUUGUUUUAUAUUUCAAGUAUUGUUCAGCUCUACAGAUUUACACUGAAAUAUACAUUCAUGAAGAAUCCUUUUCCAUAGGAAGCUUUGACUUCUUGGCCUUUCACCCUUAUAGACAUUUUACACUUCCAUGGUAUUGUUGUUGAUUUUCUGCAAUUUAAUAUCUAAGGAGGUUAAUAUAGAUUGGUGUAAUCUGGUGCUUAUUUCUAGAAAAUUCUACCUCUGUUGUGGCAGAAAUGUAAUUUACAGUAUUUUCAGCUGUUUCUAUAUUCAUGUCCCAAAAUCUUUAGGGGAAUUUUUCAUACAAGAUAAAAUUGCUCUCAAACCCUGCUCUACAUUCUACAUCACAAAAUGCACUGUAAGUAUAAUUAUCACAUAUAUUCUCUCAGAAUGCUGGCAUCAUAGGAACAUUGAGACAUCUUUAUUGAGGACAAGAAGAUGUUUGCAUAAUUUAUGAGUUAAAAAAAUAAACAAGUGUGUGAUAUUUUUA
This is a messenger RNA of Girardinichthys multiradiatus, 8140 nucleotides long. RefSeq names its product matrix-remodeling-associated protein 5. The record is from RefSeq and is a predicted model, not a curated record. Gene Ontology annotation, molecular function: protein binding. The transcript is spliced from 17 exons. Lineage: Eukaryota; Metazoa; Chordata; Actinopteri; Cyprinodontiformes; Goodeidae. The coding region runs from base 206 to 7507 and encodes 2433 amino acids.